CUCCGUGUCUUUCCUGGUCCUGGCACGUGCGUCUUCCCGUAGGUCCUCAGUGUCCACCCUUUCUCUUAGGCAUUGUGGAGUGUGUCCGAGCGCUGCCGCUGGCCCGUGUGCUGCACGAGCUCGGAGCCGGACGCAGCCAAGCGGGGCAGCCGAUCAGACCGGGAGUGGGUGCCGAGCUACUGGUCGACGUGGGCCAAUGGUUGUCCCGCGGGACACCCUGGCUCCGCGUGCACCUGGACGGCCCUGCGCUCAGCAGCCAGCAGCGCCGCACUCUACUGGGGGCGCUCGUGCUGUCAGAUCGAGCACCCUUCAAGGCCCCUUCACCCUUCGCAGAGCUUAUCCUUCCAACGACCACCGCAUAGCCCUAAGUCUCUAACCCACCUCAGCCAGGAGUUUAAGGUCCAUGAUGCUACUGGCUCUAGGGCCCAAAGCUUGGCCCAAGCUCUCUCAGUUCAAACCCCUUCUCAGGAUCUCAGGAGGUGAAACUCUGCACAGAAAUUUCCGGCACCUGUCAGGGCAGGGCCAACGCCAAGGCCCUGGGCUAAGGACUAGACUGCUGAUCACUGCCCUGUUUGGGGCUGGGCUAGGCUGGGCCUGGCUGGCUGCAAGAGCUGAGAAGGAACAGUGGCGCCAACAGCAACGGACAGAGGCGCUGCGCCAGGCUGCUGUGGGCCAGGGUGACUUCAGCCUACUGGACCACAAAGGCCAGCCACGAUGCAAAGCCGACUUCCGAGGCCAGUGGGUGCUGAUGUACUUUGGUUUUACUCACUGCCCUGACAUUUGCCCUGAUGAGCUGGAGAAGCUGGUGCAGGUGGUGCAGAAGCUAGAGGCAGAGCCUGACCUGCCCCUGGUGCAGCCCGUCUUUAUCACUGUGGACCCAGAACGAGAUGACGUGGCAGCCAUGGCCCGGUAUGUGCAAGAAUUCCACCCAAGACUGCUGGGUCUGACCGGUUCUACAGAGCAAGUGGCCCAUGCUAGUCGUAACUACCGUGUAUACUACAGUGCUGGUCCCAAGGAUGAGGACCAGGACUAUAUUGUGGACCACUCCAUUGCCAUCUAUUUGCUCAACCCAGAUGGUCUCUUCACUGAUUACUACGGUCGCAGCAGGUCAGCAGAGCAGAUCGUCGACAGUGUUCGCCGGCACAUAGCUGCCUUCCAAAGCAUCCUGCCCUGAACUACUGGCUAGGCCCUGUCAUUAAAUGGAUUAACUUAA
Messenger RNA from Grammomys surdaster, 1213 nucleotides. RefSeq names its product protein SCO2 homolog, mitochondrial (gene Sco2). Gene Ontology annotation, molecular function: copper chaperone activity; copper ion binding. The record is from RefSeq and is a predicted model, not a curated record. The transcript has 3 exons. Gene Ontology annotation, cellular component: mitochondrial inner membrane. Gene Ontology annotation, biological process: intracellular copper ion homeostasis; mitochondrial respiratory chain complex IV assembly. NCBI's taxonomy places the organism in Eukaryota, Metazoa, Chordata, Mammalia, Rodentia, Muridae. Bases 404 to 1174 code for a protein of 256 amino acids.